GGUGGAGUGAGGCUGCCUCAGAGGUAUUUGACACCCUCCAGCACAUUUUUGAGCAGAGCUUUAGAAGACGCUUAAUUGCAACUUGCUUCAGUCCGCUUCCCUCCAGAUGUCUGAACUGCUUCCGAACAUCAGAUUUAAUUUUUUUACCUUAAGGUGAGAACGUUAAGCACAAAGCGGCACUGUGCUUUUACGCAUGGAGGUUGGAAUCAGUCUGACAUCAACGCAGAACUGCCUUUCAAGAUGCAACCGAGUACAUGAGACCUUUUAAGGGCUUGAAGAAGGGCUUAAAAGGAGAGCAACGAUGCGAGGCACUGAGUUGCUGCUCGGUUACUUUCUGGUGAAAGUUCUGGUGUGUGACGCGGAGGGCGAACUGGAUCAAACCGCGGAUCGCUUCAUGAUAAUAACGGGGUUUAACGAGUCAGCAGAGGGGGAGAGCGCAGCCACAGAAAGCCCGCACACGGAGGACAAGUGCCGCGGCUAUUACGACGUAAUGGGUCAGUGGGACCCGCCGUUCGUGUGCAGGACGGGCAACUACCUGUACUGCUGCGGCACCUGUGGCUUCAGGUUCUGUUGCGCGUUUAAAAGCUCCCGGCUGGACCAGACCACUUGUAAGAACUACGAUACCCCGCCGUGGAUGAUGACCGGCAGACCUCCACCAAAAGUGGACGUGGCGCUGGAGUCAGCCAAGGAUAAAACCAACCUCAUCGUCUAUGUCAUCUGCGGGGUCGUGGCCAUCAUGGCACUUAUAGGGAUUUUCACCAAGCUCGGUUUGGAAAAGACGCACCGUCCUAACAGAGAUAUGACAAGAGCUCUUGCACACGUGAUCCGCCAUCCUGCUUCAGAAGAUACAGAUGACAUCGGACUGAGCCAACACUAUGAGAACCUACAAACGAGACUGACACUUGACAAUUUCCACCACAAUCAGAUGAACAAUGUGGCCCAAUCUCCAACUUUAGUAUGUCAGCCAUAUCCAGCAGUGGGACAGAUCACCAGUCCAUAUGAACAACAGACACCCCUCAAGGAUCUCAACACGUACAACACUCUGAAGGCUGUGGCAGAGAAAGCAAAUGACAAGUACCAAACCAACCGCAGGCAAGCGAUUGAGAUGACAGCCAAGGGCAGCCUUCCCAUGGAAAGUGUGGAUAUGGAGUCAGAACCUCCAAAUCCUUACAGCCCACCAAGACAGCACUCUAUGAAGCACAACGAACACAAGUACAAAAGCCACAGGAGCCACAGCUCCCAGUCACUGUCCCACAUCUCCAACAUAGCAGUCAGCCCAGGGGGGCUGAGAUCCUGGCAAAGCAAAGACAUGCUGGGACUCCGACAGAGCUAUGGCCAAAAGAAACCCGGCAUCACAGAGAAAGAGCUACACAGCUCCCGCUACAUGCCUCCACAACCUUACUUUGUCACCAACAGUAAGACAGAAGUGACAGUAUGAGCGUCUGUCAUCUUCAGGCUGAAAAUAAGACCGAAUUUAUAUAUUUAAAAAAACUGUAAGUGCUGCCGAUGAGUGGGGCAACAUGGACUGUACUAAGUGCAUCUGUUUUUGGAGCGAGCAGCAAGAUGCCAUCUAAAGCGGUGAUGGGGCCCUGAGUCUGUCAUUGAGCCUCUUGGGGGCACUGUAAUCAAAAUGUCGUCUUUGAUGCUCAUAUAAU
Girardinichthys multiradiatus is the source of this 1655-nucleotide messenger RNA. Its product is annotated as protein shisa-9B-like. The transcript has 4 exons. Gene Ontology annotation, biological process: regulation of AMPA receptor activity; regulation of short-term neuronal synaptic plasticity. The record is from RefSeq and is a predicted model, not a curated record. NCBI's taxonomy places the organism in Eukaryota, Metazoa, Chordata, Actinopteri, Cyprinodontiformes, Goodeidae. Bases 302 to 1438 code for a protein of 378 amino acids. Gene Ontology annotation, cellular component: dendritic spine membrane; AMPA glutamate receptor complex; postsynaptic density.